Molecule: messenger RNA, 2469 nt
Organism: Mobula hypostoma (lesser devil ray)
Lineage: Eukaryota; Metazoa; Chordata; Chondrichthyes; Myliobatiformes; Myliobatidae
Product: protein-glutamine gamma-glutamyltransferase 2-like
Exons: 14
Biological process (GO): peptide cross-linking
Molecular function (GO): protein-glutamine gamma-glutamyltransferase activity
Source: RefSeq, a predicted model, not a curated record
AUGUGUGAGAUCAUUCAAGACUUUCAGUCAGCCCUUCUUGGAUACAGGGACCACACAUGGUGUUUUUCACACAGUCGGGACCUUUUCCAGACUGAGACUCAGAUUGAAAAUGCACUGGAGAACGCCACACAACAGAUCAGCACACUCCUUCAGGACCUUGGGGUUCACACCAUCUGGUCCCAAUAUUUUGCCAUAUCUGAUUUUUCCCAGAACUCCUCUCACCUGAUCAGUAGUGAAGAUGAAUCCAUGAUGACUGUACCCAUCACUCAUGUUGAAAAGCUGGAGAGGACAGUUAGUUCCUUCAGUAAGAAAUGGAUGGAUCUACCAAGAUCACUAAGUAACAUCUACUUGUAUGGCAAAGGAGCUCUGGAGUUACCUGUUACGGAGCUGACUGAAGAGUUCAAGUGUGCCACCGUGAGGGAGCAGAAGGCUGGUCAGCAUGAUAUCAGUAGUGGGGAAGUUACUGGAGGAAAUUCUGCGGAACAGGAUGAAAAGUCAUGCUUAAUUAAGAUUUUAGAAUUUUUUGAGGAGGUAACUAAAAUGGUAAAUAAGGGUAGAACAGUGAAUGCUGUUCAUUUGGACUUCAUCUUGGCUUUUGACCAGGUCCCACAUGUUGCUGAUUUUCACUGUGAGAAGAACAACCGGCAGCACAGGACCGAUGAGAUCACCACCGAGCGACUGAUCAUCAGGAGAGGACAAACCUUCCAAAUCUCUGUGCAUGCGAACAAGGAUGAAAGUAUCAUAGACCACAACAAUGUUUUGUUCACUGCUGAGACAGGGCCAAAACCCAUAGAAGUAUCUGGAACAAAAGCCGUGUUUCAGAUAAGUUCAAUUAAUCCAAGACAGUGGAGUGGAGCCAUUGUUUCCAACACUGGAACCAUGUUGGUCCUAACUGUAUUCCCACCACCAAGUGCCAAAAUUGGACGAUAUACUUUAGCACUCCUGAGGCCCAAAGGAUCUCAGAUGAUGAGGUAAAAACUAGGAGAGUUCAUACUACUUUUCAACCCGUGGUGCAAAGAGGAUGAAGUCUUUCUGGAUAGUGAGGAACAACGAACAGAAUAUGUGCUAAAUGAAGACGGAAUCAUCUACAAUGGCAGUUGUUACCAGAUUGAUGGUCGCUCAUGGUACUUUGGACAGUUUGAAGAAAAUAUUGUGGAUAUCUGCCUUAUGAUAUUGGAUAAAAACAUCAAAUGCCAGCAAAAUCCAGCAAAGGAUUAUAUACGCAGAAAUGAUCCCGUUUAUAUCAGUAGAGUUGUGACAGCUAUGAUAAAUUCUGCUGAUGACAAAGGGGUACUUACUGGCAAAUGGAGUGAGCCAUAUACUGGAGGGGUGUACCCUUGGUCAUGGAAUGGAAGUGUUGCAAUCCUCCAUCAGUGGUAUAAGAAAGGCAGUUGGCCAGUUUGCUACGGACAGUGUUGGGUGUUUGCAGCUGUGGCCUGCACAGUUUUGAGAUGCCUGGGAAUUCCUUCUCGAGUUGUCACAAACUUUAACUCUGCUCACGACACAAACGGCAACUUAACAAUCGAGGAAGUAAUAGAUGAAUCUGGAAAACUGCUUGGUGAACAAAUAUGGAACUUCCACGUCUGGGUGGAGAGUUGGAUGGCACGAAAUGACCUAAAGCCAGGUUAUGAUGGAUGGCAGGCUCUGGACCCAACUCCGCAGGAGAAGAGUGAAGGAAUUUACUGCUGUGGACCUGCCCCAGUGAAAGCAAUCCAAGAUGGGUCAGUGGAGAUGAAGUAUGAUGUCCCUUUUGUUUUUGCGGAGGUCAAUGCAGAUGUGGUAACAUGGUUAAGACUCAGGGAUGGCAGAAAAGUAAAGACAGUUGUUGAUACUCAACGUGUGGGCAAAUGUAUCAGCACCAAGAGCUGUGGCAGUAAUGAUCGUGAAGACAUCACACGCAAUUACAAGCAUCCCGAGGGGUCUCGAAAAGAAAGAGAAAUAUUUGAUGAAGCCCUAUUCAGAAAUAAACUGGAACCUGCACAAGAAGUGAAAUUCCUUGUGCAACUGAAAGCUGAUGCCUCAGUAAACCAUGGAUCUGAUAUUCAUGCCGUUGCGAACAUCUCCAAUCACAGUUUAGAGAGGAGGAUUUGCAACGUUCAGCUUAACGCCCAAAUACUGAAAUAUAGCGGACAACCUGUGAAACAAGUUAUGGCUCAGAGUGUGAACGAAGUUGUAGUUGAUAAGAAUGAAGUUAUAACAGUGCCUCUAGACAUACCUUUCAGGGAGUUUUGCAACUAUCUGGAAAAUCAUCAACUGAUCAAGCUGAUUGCUGUGGUAGCUGAUGCAAGAACAAAUGAAAAUGCAAUGGCAAUGAAAGACGUUACUGUGGUCAAACCUGCUGUCGUCGUAAAUAUGCUGGGGAAUGCCAUUCUGAAGCGUGAGCAGACUGCAGAAAUCACUUUUCAGAAUCCACUGUCAGAGCCACUCUUUGAUUGUGUCUUCACGGUAGAAGGAGUAGGACUAAUUGAU